ACCACAACAAAGUUCACGCUGCGUUCAUUUCACUGUCGCUUGUGUUCAAAACAAACCAGCCGAACACGCACAAUCGGAUUUACGCGCACAAGGCAAGGGUGGAACUAAAAAAAGAUUUUAAAGUGCAAACUGCAUCGCCGCGUUCGUCAGAAAACGAACCAACCUUAUAAACUCAUUUAUAUUGCACAUUUUUCUUCCAUCUCUUCCGUGUGCGGUGCGCGCAAGAGUAGAACGCAAUUGAAAGCAAUCGGCACGCUGUCAACAGGCGCAGUGAAAACCCGGGAACCAGCCACACAAACCAUCGUCUUUGACAAGGGGGGUGUUCCGUGUUUCGAUUCACACACACACGCCACAUUUGAUAACUUUUUCUUCAUGUUCGCACUGCAGCACCGUUUCGCACGUCUCUACCCUUCGUGUUUGAGAUUAGCCAAAAUGAGUCAGGUCGGUGAAAUGGGCAGCGGUGCCGGUAAGGGAGGUGGCGGCGGUGGCUCGAUUCGCGAGGCCGGCGGAUCGUUCGGCAAGAUGGAAGCGGCCCACGAGGAGGAAUACUUCUACAAGCAGCAGCGCGAACAGCUGGCCAAACUCAAAACGACCACCGAUGGAGCAGCGGCAAGCUCCACCAAACCGGGCGGCCAGGAGCAGAAGUAGCGGGCGGCAAUUGUGUCCCCAAUAAGCGUUGUGCUACAUUAGCGCAGACUCUCUUACCUUUGUUCACCUUGCCGAAGCUAGCGACACCCGUCUGGUGCAGCAUGUGGCCGUAGAUCGACAGCUCCUCCAGCGUGGCGGAGAUUUCGUACGGCUCCCGGCGCCGGUACGGCUGAAUGUUGAAAUGCUCGAACAGGUUGCGCCAAUCGCCGUACACGGCAAAGUUUUUCUCAUCCAGUGCACUCUGAUCGAACAAUAUAUCCUUCUUGAUGGAACUGUA
This is a messenger RNA of Anopheles gambiae (African malaria mosquito), 925 nucleotides long. RefSeq names its product ATPase inhibitor A, mitochondrial. Bases 373 to 648 code for a protein of 91 amino acids. The transcript has 2 exons. Gene Ontology annotation, biological process: negative regulation of ATP-dependent activity. Gene Ontology annotation, cellular component: mitochondrion. The record is from RefSeq and is a predicted model, not a curated record. Lineage: Eukaryota; Metazoa; Arthropoda; Insecta; Diptera; Culicidae. Gene Ontology annotation, molecular function: ATPase inhibitor activity.